AUGGACAGGGACACCAAGGCAACCUCGACCGCAACCGCAACAUCAGAGGAGUCGAAAAAGAGGUUGCCGAAUUUUUUGCAGAGCGUAAAGCUGAAGUAUGUGAAACUGGGGUACCACUACCUGAUGUCACACCUGGUGACCCUGUGCCUGCUCCCUCUGAUGUCCGUAAUCCUCCUCCAAGCCUCUCAGAUGAAGGCGCAGGACAUUCAGGAGCUGUGGGGCCACCUCCAGUACAACCUCCUCAGCGUCAUCGCUAUCUCCGCCAUCCUCGUCUUGGGAUCCACCCUAUACAUCAUGACCCGCCCCACAUCCAUCUACCUGAUCGACUUCUCCUGUUACCGUCCUCCCCACCACCUCCACGUCCACUUCCAACGGUUCCUCCAUCACUCCACCCUCACUGGCGACUUCACCCCCUCAUCCCUCGAAUUUCAGCGCAAGAUUCUCCUCCGCUCGGGGCUCGGCGAGGAAACCUAUGUCCCCGAGGCUAUGCACUCCAUCCCUCCGCGCCCUUCCAUGGCCGCAGCCAGGGAAGAGGCUGAGCAGGUCAUGUUCGGCGCCCUUGACAACCUCUUUGCAAACACCCACAUCAAACCCAAGGACAUCGGAAUUAUCGUCGUCAAUUGCAGUCUCUUCAACCCUACGCCCUCCCUUUCCGCCAUGAUCAUCAACAAGUACAAGCUCCGGGGCAAUAUCAAAAGCUUCAACCUUGGAGGCAUGGGCUGCAGCGCCGGUGUCAUUGCCAUCGAUCUAGCCAAAGACAUGCUUCAGGUCCACCGCAACACUUACGCAGUUGUCGUCAGCACCGAGAACAUCACUCAGAAUUGGUAUUUCGGGAACAACAAGGCCAUGUUGAUACCCAACUGUCUCUUCCGCGUUGGUGGUGCCUCCAUUCUUCUCUCCAACAAAAGCUCCGACAAAAGACGAGCCAAAUACAAGCUUUUGCAUGUGGUUAGGACUCACAAAGGUGCAGAUGACAAGGCCUUUAGGUGCGUGUACCAGGAACAAGAUGACGUCGGAAAAAUCGGGGUGUCUUUGUCAAAGGAUCUCAUGGCCAUUGCAGGUGGGGCUCUUAAGACUAACAUAACCACAUUGGGUCCCCUUGUGUUGCCUAUAAGUGAGCAACUUCUCUUCUUUCUCACACUCGUUGUGAAGAAGCUUUUCAUCGCCAAGAUGAAGCCUUACAUCCCCGAUUUCAAGCUCGCGUUUGACCAUUUCUGCAUUCAUGCUGGUGGGAGGGCUGUGAUCGAUGAGCUGGAGAAGAAUCUGCAGCUUCUGCCACUGCAUGUGGAGGCUUCCAGAAUGACGCUGCACAGGUUCGGAAACACCUCUUCAAGUUCGAUUUGGUACGAGUUAGCUUACACUGAGGCGAAGGGGAGGAUGAGAAAGGGACACAAAGUGUGGCAGAUUGCUUUUGGGAGUGGGUUUAAGUGUAACAGUGCGGUGUGGGAAGCCCUCAGACAUGUGACCCCCUCCCCCAAGAGUCCCUGGGAAGAUUGCAUUCAUAGGUACCCGGUUCAGAUUGAGUAG
Sphenostylis stenocarpa is the source of this 1527-nucleotide messenger RNA. The record is from the annotation of a GenBank genome assembly. Lineage: Eukaryota; Viridiplantae; Streptophyta; Magnoliopsida; Fabales; Fabaceae.